UAUCAGUCUCGCGUAUUUUAUUUUUCUCUACCUUUUUUCAUCCAAAAACUCUCUGAUGGCAUUUCGUAUAUUUAUCUUUCCUCUUCUCUCUGGCCGAAAAUUCUAGAAAAACAUUUCAUUGUUGAGAAUUGAAACAUUUCUUCAGUGCGGUCUCUCAGAAUUUUUUUCCAUAAAAAAUUGUUAGUACUAUAGGUUGAAGAUGUCCUACAAAAGAGAAAGAUGGAGUGACAAUAAUGAUUCCGAGCUGGAAGAUUUAAAGAACAGGUACUAUCAAGAAUUGAGAGACAAAAUAGUCAAAAUCAGGGGUUCUGGGAAAUAUCUCCAAUGCCCUUACUGUUGGGAUCGUAGGAGAAGUGAGUAUGACUUUCGGGAGCUAGAAAGGCAUGCUUCUCGCAUAGCUAGAUACUCAAAGAGUGCAAGCUUUAAAGAAAAAGCUAGACAUAUGGGUCUACUAAAGUAUUUGGAUAGGUAUGGGGAUACAUUGUGGAAGUCAUCACGAUCAAUUCGGAGAAAUUCUGAGCAAGAAAUGAGUUAUUUAGGUGAAGAGAGCAAAUCAGCAGAACUUACUGGAGGAAAAGUGACUGAACCAGGGGAAAUAGUGACAACUGAACAGGGGGAAAUAAUGACUACUGAACCGGGGGAGAUAGUGUCUCAACAGGGUCAAAUAACUAUUGAGCCAGGGGAAAUACUUCUUGAAUCUGCGGAAACAAUUGUGUUUGCUAAAGAUUCCUCAGUAAAAUCUUGUGUUAGAACUACUGAAAAAAACUUGCGAUCUAAUUCUAGUGUAUUACCUGCCAGCUCAUCUACACACAGAGGUAACGAUGAACUUUUUGUUUGGCCUUGGAUGGCUGUUGUUGCAAACAUACCAGUUGAAUAUAAAGAUGGAAGGUAUGUAGGUGAAAGUGGUCGGAAACUGAAAGAGGAGUGGGUAAGCCAAGGGUUCAACCCCGAAAAGGUUGAACCUUUGUGGAAUUUCCAAGGUCACUCAGGGUUUGCAAUUGUUGAAUUUAACAAAGAUUGGGAAGGUUUCAAGAAUGCUAUUGCAUUCGAGAAGUCGUUUGAAAGAGAUCAAAGGGGGAAGAGAGAUUGGUAUGCAGCGAAGCAUAAAGGAGAUAAACCGUAUGCAUGGCUUGCCAGUGAAGAAGAAUACAGGUUAGGGGGUCUUAUUGGCAAACACCUCAGAAAGAAUGGAGACCUUACUACCGUGUCUGACAUACAAAGAGAAUAUAGAAGGAAAGAAUCAACUCUUGUAAGCAAUUUAACAAAUGCACUGGAGUCCAAGAUUAAGAAAUGCGAAGACAUGAGGAAGAAUAUAGGCAAGACUGAAAUUUUUAUGAGAAACGUGAUAGUGCAAAAGGAAGAGAUGAUUCAAACCUAUAAUGAAGAGAUCAAGAAAAUGCAGCUAAAUGCAUAUGAUCAGCUCCAUAACAUUUUCAUGGAGAGUGAAAGAAGUAAAGAACAAUUGGAGGCUCAGAGAGUAGAGCUGGAAACACGGGAGAGAGAACUAAAACAACUCCGAGCCCUGAAUGAGAGUGAGAAACUGAAGCUCGAUUGCCAAAGGAAAAUGAAUGAGAUGGCUCUUUUGGAACAGAAGAAGGCUGAUGAAAAAAUGAUGAAGCUUGCAGAGGACCAGAAGAGACAAAAGGAACAACUUCAUGAAAGGAUAAUUGAACUUGAAGCAAAACUUGACCAAAAGCAUGCAUUAGAGCUUCAAAUACAGAGGAUGAGGGGUGCUGUCGAGGUAAUGAAACAUAUGACUGAUGAAGGAGAUAUGGAAGAUACAAAAAAGUUGGAGUUGCUAGAAGAGGAGCUCAAGGAAAAGGAAGAAGAACAAGAAUAUCUGGUUUCUCUUAGUCAAAAUCUUAUUAUCAAGGAAAGGAAUACCAACGACGAAUUGCAGGAAGCUCGCAAGGAGCUUAUCAAUGGGUUGAAGGACUCACGUUCUAACAUUUGUGUUAAGAGGAUGGGUGAGCUUGAUGAAAAGCCAUUCUUGAUAGCUGCAAAGAGAAAAUAUUCUCAUGAAGAUGUGGCAGAGAAAGCAAUGCAGCUUUGUUCCUUGUGGGAGGAGUACCUUAGGGAUCCUAGCUGGCAUCCCUAUAAGGUGAUAAUGGAUGGAGAAAAUGCCAAGGAAGUACUCAACGAGGAUGAUGAAAAGUUGAAGGAACUGAAAUCUGAAUUCGGUGAAGUGUACGAGGCUGUGACUACUGCUCUGAGUGAGAUCAAUGAGUACAACCCAAGUGGCAGGUAUCCAUUGCCAGAGCUAUGGAAUACUUGUGAAAAGAGAAAGGCAUCUUUGGACGAGGGGAUUCAUCAAAUACUCAAACAAUGGAAGAUUUGCAAACAGAAGCGGAGAAGGUACUGAAGGGUUUUGCGGAAGACUUUAUUUGUGAGUUCAGAUGUUACUGAUGCAAUGAAUUUAAGUGUGAGGAACUGAUACUUGUGCUUGAUCAUACAGAAUGUGGAUUAUUUUCUAGUUUUAUGAUACUUGUUGUGAACUGGACGGUACAUGCCAGCCCAUAAUCUUUUAGUUCUGUUUUAUUGGAUAGUUCUAUGCUUUUAUGAAGAAACUAUUAAAGGAAGCAGCAAAAAGUGGGUUCUCCUGCACUUUGAAAUUUUCGGUAAUUUUUUU
Olea europaea var. sylvestris is the source of this 2629-nucleotide messenger RNA. RefSeq names its product factor of DNA methylation 4-like. Lineage: Eukaryota; Viridiplantae; Streptophyta; Magnoliopsida; Lamiales; Oleaceae. Bases 200 to 2362 code for a protein of 720 amino acids. The record is from RefSeq and is a predicted model, not a curated record. Gene Ontology annotation, biological process: gene silencing by siRNA-directed DNA methylation. The transcript is spliced from 7 exons.